This is a messenger RNA of Patella vulgata (common limpet), 7397 nucleotides long. RefSeq lists its product as uncharacterized. Lineage: Eukaryota; Metazoa; Mollusca; Gastropoda; Patellidae. The record is from RefSeq and is a predicted model, not a curated record. Bases 404 to 4432 code for a protein of 1342 amino acids. The transcript has 10 exons.
ACCGACAUGAUUGGGGUUCUACGUAGUGUGUUUGUUAUUGUCUUGGGUAACACGUAAUAUCAACAUUCGAUACACCACGAGACGGUACCGGAAACAACAUAGCCCGACCCCUCACUUACCAGAAAGAACGUGCGCGUGCAAUGACAUGACGUCAACGUGAGAAUAUUGUACGUUUGCGUCCCUGGAGUUGGGUAGUUUUACUUACUGACUUAAAGUGCGCUUUGUAAUAAAAUACAAGAAUAAUUAAUUGAAUUCUUUAUACAAUUAAACGUGUUGACUCAGAGGAUCUUUAAAACAGUGUUUAUUAGGAAUUGUUUUGGAUAUAAAACAACAGAAACAGUGACAGCAAGAUAUGGAAAAUUACCAGUGUUAAAAUUAUGCCGCCAUCCUGGAUAGCCACGUGAUGUUUCACAUGACCCAGCUUGGCCCUGGGUCGGGGUCAAGUGAUCACAUGACGUCAAGUACCCUUGGUAACGUCGACUCUAUGGAAUAUGGUUUCGUCGUCUAUGACAACCCGAAUCACGUGACAGGUUUUAAAUCCCGUCCUUAUCUUCCGUCAGAAAGUUCGGGAACUAAAUAUUCGGUAUCAAGUUCUACAAGUGUUUAUAGACGACCACGAUCUAAAUUUUGUAUUGGUUUAAUAGCAUUAGCUGUAGUAAUAGUUGUCAUAUCAAUAGCACUGGGAUUUAUCAUACAUUAUUCAGUGAAGAAAGGUGUUCAUGUCCCUGCAGGAAGUACGUCAGUCGAUACGUCAUCAGAAUAUGUUGCAAGCGAGGUCCAAACGGUAGAUUUUGAAGGCAUAAUCCGAAUAACGAGUUUAAAAUGGACGAAUGAUUUAGGUAACCACGCUGGUGAAUUAUACAGAGUUGUAUCAAAACAUAUUGAACGGGAGUUAAACCAGGUAUUUGAACUUGGACCUCUAAUGGAGAGAUAUAAUCACACAGUCGUCAUAGAUUUAAGUCCCGGUAGUGUGGUUGUUGAUUUCAUCAUCCUGUUAAACUCAAGACGAGGCUUGACGUCAGACAUUUUGACGGGAAUGAUGUUAGAAGGUUUGGGCAAAAGGAAACGGAUGAUUAAAAAGCUCAAGGCUAACGACAUGCCGGCAUCUAAAAUAGUCUUUGAUUUUAAAAGUUUGCAGAUCAAAGAUUCACACGAAGAAGGAACGAAAAUAAGAACUAAAUAUAUUCCUAAGUCUGUAACUAUACCAACCGAAGCUGUUCCAACCACCACAGAACAAAUAGCUCUACCUUCAUUUACAACAGAAACACGACCUUCCACCACAGUCAUCCUACCAACUUCGGGUACUCCGCCUACUCUCUCAACAUCCUCCACCACCCAAAACCCCACAUCCGCCACUUCGCCAACCACUGAGUCAACCACUACGUUUUCAUCCACAAACCGAGCAUCGUUUAUUACAAAUACUGCAGCACCGAGCGCUACGGUGGUGCCAACCACAGUCACAUCAUCAUCUAAUACCACGACUGUAGAUACAAACAGUACUGCGUUUUCCAGCGCCAGCACGGUGUCAUUUUUUACAGCUUCUACAGCAAGGGGCAGUAGUGCAUCAUCAACACACAUUCCUAUAUCUACAACUACCCCCAGUGGGGAGGAAAUUCCGCAAACAAAUUUAACCCCAGUUGAAGCCUCUAUAACUACAAGUUCGGUAUCUCAACCGAUCUUUGUCACUACAAAAGUACCAGAAACAACAUCAACAGUAGCAAUUACUGCAUCAUUCGAAGAAUCCCCCUUUGACACCAUUCCACCAAUUUAUCCCAUAAACCAGACCCAUGACCAUGAAGGCGAUCAUGGUAAUCUCAAUUACGAUACCGAGAUGUCUAAUGUUCAUCAUUUAAAUAAUGAAUCGUCGCUUUGGGUUGCCGAUGAUAACACACCUGUAUCUUUGGGCAACUCUUCAGCUUUUGAUGGUCGGUUAGAUGUUCCCGAUCGAAUAACAAACCUUAAUGAUACGGAUGCCCUGGAGACGCCCGUGCUUAAUUCAUUUGGGGCUACAGACUUUUCAGCAGAUGAUCCGUACCCAGAGAAUAUUACUUUGAAAGAAGAGAAUACAUUUCAUUUUCCCGAUAAAGAAGAUUUUGAAGACAGUGAUAAUGUAAUUCCACCACAUGAAACGUACUCAAGUUCAUCGGAAGAUUUUGAACAACAACAGCAUACAGGAGAUUAUCACUCAAAGCAUUUCGAAGAUUUUGAUGGAGAUGCUGAUAUUGGGAAAGCCCCUGAAUACAAUCAUGUUCCAGGAAGUCAACCGAAAGACCACCAUGGGAUGAAUAUUCUAGAUCUUGGUCAGGACCCCGAGCAGGAUCCCGAUUCCUAUGAGGACUAUGAUCCCCAUAGCUCUAUCGAACUCCACUCCGAUGAUAGUAAUAAUCAUGUCAAUCAUGAUUUUGUAGACGGAGAGGAUCCACACGUGGAAUAUUCGUCGCAUAAUCAAUCCUAUCAUAGUCGAUCCCAGGAAUUUCGAAGAUUUCAUUAUCCCGAAACGCCAUUCAGCAUGGUGUUUACUACACAAACCAGCAUCCUUAGAGAAGAAGACGGGGAAAUGGGUUCGGGAGAAGUGGCAGAUAAACUACACCUGGAACGACCACUUUCAACAAGCCACUUUACAGAGGAAUACGACCAUUUCGAAGAUUCACACACUAAAGACCAAGGAGAACAUACCAAGUCCUACCAUCCAGAUGGAAUUAUGCAUAACGAAAAUUCUAUUAAUAAUCUUGUCGACAGUCCAGCACUUGUACCAGACUCUCAAAGAGGAAACCCGGAUAGAAGAGACAGGGACGAAGUCGAGGAAGAACGCCAUGAAAAUCAUCAGAUUGAGGAACAUGAUUUGGAACAUGAAUUGAUGCAUGAGCUAAAUCAAGAAGAACAUGGAAUCCAUUCCCAGCGAUUUCACGACAUGCCGCAAGAUACAAGCGAUAUAUUCAAUAAGAACAAGUCUUCUAUCAGUUCCAGUGAUGUAAUUAAUAACGCUAUUAUUCCUGGCCUUUCCCUCCCUCAUUCUAAACAACCACACAAAAGAUACAAACCAGAUCUAAAUGAUCAUCAUUUUCAAAAAAUGCUCUCUAGAGAAAUAUCACAAAUUGCACAAAGUAUGUCUAAGGCCACCCAACCGCAACUUUCAGCAGCAGCUGGGGGCAGCUAUAAUCCAUUUAUAGACUCGGGGGAUUCCCCUGCUGACCAAAAUCCCCCAACAAAGAAAGAUCCAGUUGAUAAAGGGCGUCACAUGAAGGAGCUCCGCGAAAGAGAAGGAGAUGUGCAAACCGAUUUGAUUGGAAAUCCUACUGGGGACAAUUCUGGGCUCGGUCCGUCUAAUUUCAUGCCCCACCCACCACCUUCUGGCACCGCGUCCUGGAAAGAGUUUCAUCAGGCGAGGAAUGUAAUUCAUCCAGAGAAACACGAGUCAGAGUUAGGGCCCUCUAACAACAUGCCUCUUCCACCACCAUCUACCAUGCUUGAUGACGAGAAUGUUCCUGCUUACCACACAGAUUUAGUUGCUCCCCAGACUAGAGAUUCUUUUGCUAAAGGUGGAAAGCAGAUCGCCACGCCUCCGCCUCUUAUACACAAGCCAGGUAUAAUAACCCAUGUCAUCAAGGUCAAGGACGAGGCACAUAAGAAAGAUCAUUUAGUCCAUGGACUCCAUCCUUCGAAUAUGAGCCACGCCCAAUCCAAUAAUGUGGUAAACAGUACAAUUAAACGACCCAACAACACAAAAGAAGAUUCUUUGAAGUCGAACGUCAAUGAAAGCAUAUUAGGUGACCCUAUUGUUCCUACAUUAUCAGUCAGCACAGACGUAAACGGCACUCGUGUGAAGCCGGAUCAAAGUUUUACUUCCACCAAUAGCAUACAACCUCUUCCCAGAAACGACUCCGAGGAAACUACUUUUAAUGAUAUUAAUUCAAGCGAUUCUCCGGUUAUUGUGUCCACUCAUGCUUCAUCCUUAAAUACGACCAGCAAUUGGAAUGAGUCUGUGAUUCCACAGUUAACUCGCGGAUCAUUGUCAAAUCAGACGGAUGCAGAAAUCGGUAAUGAUGUCAUUAACGCUGAUAGAUCUGAACUUAUCAUCACGGAUAUUCCACCAACCAGUGCGAACAAUACCAAUACAACCGCUGAAGAACCUUCAGCUUCUCUUUCAAACUCAACUGACACUACUAUUGUUUAUAAUCCAUGUCGAGAUAAUGAUGUCGUUCUCCAGUAUUUGACGAGUUGUCGACCGUACUUCAUGGAAAUUAUGAGAGCACAAAAUAAUAAGGCAAAAUGCAUGCAUUUGUUAAAUGGUAUAAUGUGUUUAACUGACAAUAUUUACGCUAAUUAUCAUCAGCACUGUACAGAUACAGAUGUUAAUCACGUCAUUGAACUUAAUGCUGAUUCUAUUCAGCAGUUCUUCCCGGAUUUUGAUCCUAAACAGUGUUUAAGUUAAACUGUUGACGUCGGACUAUCUCCUCAUGUGUGGCUUGUAUAUUUGAAAGGAAAAUACUUUUUUUGAUAAUUGAUAAUGGACAUCAAUUUGAUAAUGGACUGCCAUCGAAGAAAGUCCUUUGAGGAUUUUGAUCCUAAACAGUACUUAAAAGUUAAACUGUUGACGUCGGACCAUCUCCCCUUAUGUGGGUUGUAUAUUUGAAAGAAAGGUACUUUUUGGAUAAUUGAUAAUGGACAUCAAUUUGAUAAUGGACUGCCUAGUGAAAAAGUCAUUCGGGGAUUUUGACCCCAAACCGUGUUUUAAGUUAACCUGUUGACAUCGGACUUAUCUCCCCUUAUAGUGGCUUGUACAUUUGAAAGGAAGAUAUUUUUUGAUAAUUGAUCAUUUAUUUCAAUUUGCGAACCUCCUUUUUGGGGAAGGUAAUUUGUAUUUCCGUUUCUGGUCACAUCUGAGGACACAGUAACGACAUUUUAUUAAAGAAAAUCUAAUGUAAUAUUAGAUUGUAUUUCCGGUUACGGUCACAGGCAAGGUUACAGUAGAUGCACGAUCUUCAGUUUCAGUCUGAUACAUCUUUAACUAUAAAACAGAGUUCAUCAUAGACAUGACGAACAGCCUGCCCAGUGCGCAUGUUCUGAUUUUUAAAUAUAGUGGAGAUAACUCUCGUAGUCUUAAGAUGAUAAUUUAUGUAGGCUACUACACCAUUACAUUGUUUUAAGCUCCCAAUCAUUGUUUUGUUUUUAAAAUGGCAGUGAUUAUAAGCAAGCCAGAAUAAUCUGUUGUCAUUAUUAAGCCUUUAAUGAUAAUAAGUGUUUAAGAUGUACAUUAAUUAAGAAAUCUAAGAGUUUAAAGGGCGUAUGGCUCUAUUGGAACCUUGACAAUAUGGAUCUAAAAAGCACGUAUUAAUGUAAUAUGAAUGUAUGUCAAGUGAUUUCUAUUCGUGUAAUAAUUAUAUAAUGUUAAUUGGGUCUUAAAGAACAAUAUUGGUGUCAGUUGUUAUCACAUUUGUGAUAGAACUAGUUAACACAUUCCAAAUAUAAUUUUAACGCAGAGAUCAUUGCUACAGUAGAUGCUUAACAAAGAUUUGGAAAAACGGGAAGUGACGAACGCAAAGGAAAACACGAGUUAUCCUUUUAUAUAAUUCGAAGGAAUUAUUAGUGAGCAGAAAUUCACCCGUGUAUCUCUUAUCACUCGUCACUUUAUAUAGAAGGAUAACUCGUGUUUUUCUUUUGUGUUCGAAACUUCCCUUUUUUGAAUAUCUUCAUAACGCAUCUAUUGUGGCGAAGAUCUCUGUGUUAAAAUUAUAUUUGGAACGUGUUUAACCAGUUCUAUCACAUAUGUGAUAAUAACUGACACCAAUAUUGUCCUAUAAAUAUUGGAUAUUAGGAUCCUAUAGCUGCACGACAAGAUAACAACGCCAAUAUUGAUUGAGGUUUUUAUUUUCGAAUAUUAUGGAAAAUAUUGAGUUAGAGACUUAGCUCCAUUAAGCUCGGGUACUUGCUAUAGUUUUGACAAAUACGGUAUACCUAUUCUUUAUCUCUCUAUAAUGUCACUUGCGGUACUGAAAACAAAUUUUAUUUUGGUAGCCCACCAAUUUUAGAAUAAGAGUUUUCAAUGGUUAUAUUUUAUGUUAGAGAAACGUAGAGGUCUGUAAGAUUCCAAAAAUUUGUAGAUAGCCAUAAUACUGCAUGUUUAACUCCAUGGUUGUUUUUCUAUAUAUAAAUUAAUAACAAUAUUGUUAUAGAAAUAUUGUUUUUUUAUAUAAAUUAAUAACAAUAUAGUUAUAGAAAUAUUGUUUUUUUAUGUAAAUUAAUAACAAUAUUGUUAUAGAAAUAUUAUUUUUUAUAUCUAAAUUAAUAACAAUAUUGUUAUAGAAAUAUUGUUUUUUUAUAUAAAUUAAUAACAAUAUUGUUAUAGAAAUAUAAUGUUAUUACUAACGGGAUAUAAUUGAUAUAUUUAUAUCCAUUUUGUAUAUUUUAAAUGUAUACUUUUAUUUCAUAAAAUAUUAUUAUUGUAUAUGCAUACAUGUAUAAGCUUAUUCUUAUUUUAAUGUUUCAUUCUGCUAGGGACUGAACUAGUGGUGUUUUGGAUUCACAUAAAACGAUAUAUAUUACAUCUUUUAAUGUCUUUUAUCAUACCGUAUAUGUUGAUAAGGGGAGUAACUUUGAAUCCCUUACUAUAUUUUGUGUACAAAUUCGUCAAAAUGGACAUUUUAAUAUAUUUCAGUAUUUUUUUAUGUAUAUUAUAUUAUUAAUGGUAAUUGGUGCAGCUUUUCAUAAGUCUUGCCCUACCCUCUUGUUUAGUCGGUAGUAUGACAGAUAUAUAUUCAUAGUUAACAAGGGUAUUGACGUAGUCCUAUCAGGAGGGACAGAAUGCUUUUAUAAUUUUAUUUUUUUGUUUGUUUUAUUUUGCGCUAUAUUGAAUUUUAUGGAUUAUUUUCCUUUUAAAAAAUUGCCUAAUAGAACGUGCAGGGGGACCUCAUCACACACACAAAAAAAAAAUAUCUAUCAGGUGAUCCCGAAAGAAUUUCACGCGUUUAAAAGGAGUUGUUCCCCUUGAAUUGCCGGCUCGAAAGUCAUAUUUGACUGGCGUAAAAAUUAUAGCCCAUGUUUGUCAAAGGGCCAAUAAUCAUAUUUCUUAUUUGAAUUCAACAACAAAAAAAACGUGGGUUAGAUACCAGCUUGCGCUCGGUGUUUCUUAGGAAAGACGGCUGGUGUUUCUUUCACUAUUAUUGAUCGUUUUUCUUCAUUUUUGAACCAAUAUACCUUUUUACUAAGAUUAUAUUCUACAUGGUUUAUUUUUGUCUUUGGGUAUUUAGACAUUUUCCAGAGCUUCUGUAUAAUGUUCAAUGUAACAGUAUAUUUUUUAUAGUGUACGGAUUGUAAAUAGAUUUAUAUUUGAUAUGUUUGUAUUACCGCGCUUUGAAUAAUAAAAAACACCGUGUUUAUGAAUAAAGAUUACCACACAA